Portunus trituberculatus (swimming crab) is the source of this 9630-nucleotide messenger RNA. RefSeq names its product Down syndrome cell adhesion molecule-like protein Dscam2. NCBI's taxonomy places the organism in Eukaryota, Metazoa, Arthropoda, Malacostraca, Decapoda, Portunidae. The record is from RefSeq and is a predicted model, not a curated record. Gene Ontology annotation, molecular function: cell-cell adhesion mediator activity. The transcript has 34 exons. The coding region runs from base 42 to 5057 and encodes 1671 amino acids. Gene Ontology annotation, biological process: axon guidance; homophilic cell-cell adhesion; dendrite self-avoidance. Gene Ontology annotation, cellular component: axon; plasma membrane.
UGGUUGGUCACUACGAGGUGCAAGUGUACGACCAGGUGGUGAUGACAGGCAACACCGCCGUGCUUCGCUGCGCCGUGCCUUCCUACGUGCAGGAAUACGUGACAGUGACAUCCUGGGUGCACGACAGCUCCUUCAACAUAUAUCCUUCACUGCACGGAGACGGGAAGUACCACAUGACCACUGACGGGGAGCUACAUGUGCUGGAGGUUGGCGCCCCUGACGGUCUCUCUCGCUUCCAAUGCAGGACCCUUCACAGACUGACCCGCCGCGCCCAGCUGUCCAAUACCCCUGCUCGAAUCAUCAUCACAGAGCCCCAAGGAACAGUGCCUCCCAAGAUACAAGAGCGGUCGAGGCGAGUGGUGGCGGAGGCAGGGGCGCGUGUCACCUUGCCCUGCGUUGCCCAGUCACACCCUCCGCCCACCUACAUGUGGUACAAGGGCGCCACAGCCUUGACUGGGAGCAGCGGGGUGUGGACGGUGGGCGGGUCUCUGGUGUUGCAGCGUGUGGGCGUGGCGGAUGCUGGGGAGUACAUUUGCGUGGCUAACAACACCGUGGGAGAGACAAGGUACUCCGCCCACCUGCUUGUCACGAGGCCUCUCUCUGUACAGGUAACCCCGCGGGAGGUGCAAGUGGACGCGGGUGGACGCCUUGAGCUUCGAUGCCACGUGUCAGGGGACCCCGUGGAUACAGUUACCUGGAUGAAGGACGGUAGUCUGCUCAGUCACAGGUCUAAUGAUAGAGUGAGGAUCCGUCCCCGGGAGUCGCUGCAUCUCGCCCCUGUGGACAUCUCAGACACGGGGAUCUAUCAGUGCGUGGCCACCUAUGGACAGGAUUACGCACAUGCCCCGGCUUACGUCACUCUCGGAGCCGCCGCCCCGCAGUUGGUAUACCGGUUCAUAGAGCAGACGAUUAAGCCAGGUCCUUCUGUCAGUCUUAAGUGCAUCGCCACGGGCACACCCACGCCACACAUCACCUGGACUCUGGACGGCUUUCCCAUACCUCACUAUCACAGGUACGUGAAGGGCCAGUACGUAUCAGCGCACGGGGACGUCAUCAGCCACGUGAACAUCAGCUCUGUGCACGUGACAGAUGGCGGUACCUACACGUGCACGGCGGAGAACAGCGCAGGGAAGGUUAUGCACGCUGCGAGGCUCAACGUGUAUGGUCCCCCGCACGUGAGGCCAAUGGGUACGGCGUCUGCUGUGGCCGGCCAGACCUUCUAUGUGACGUGCCCUGUGUCUGGAUACCCCAUUCACAAGAUUACGUGGAGCAAAGAUGGCGUGCGGCUGCCAACGAGUCACAGGCAGCGGGUGCACACUAAUGGAACCCUCAUGGUGGAGCAGGUGACGCGCGAUGCAGACAAGGGCCAGUACACGUGCACGGCCAUCAACAGAGCAGGCCAGCAGGACACACAGAAGCUCAACGUUCGUGUUAUGGUGCCCCCUCGCCUGGCGCGCCUGGCCUUCCCGGAGGAGACCCGCGCGGGGAUGCGGGCUCAGGCGACCUGUUUUGUGCAGGAGGGUGACCGGCCCCUCACCCUCGCCUGGUUGAAGGACGGCCGCCCGCUGGACCCGCGCCUGGAGGUCCGCAUCUCGCAGCUGGACGCCUUCACCGCCAUCCUGGUGAUCGACCGUGCCGACGCCGUGCACUCCGGCAACUACACCUGUGCCGUGACCAACGCGGCGCGCACGGCCACCACCUCGGCCCGCCUGACCGUCAGCGUCCCUCCGGCGUGGGUGGUGGAGCCUGCCAGUACCAGCGUGGCCCUAGGUGGAACUGUAGCCCUGCAUUGCUUCGCUAAGGGCUUCCCGAAACCUACCGUGGACUGGCGCAAGGAGACUGUUUCCGGAGAGUUCGUGGGCGUGGCUACGGGCGAGGGGGGCGUGACAGGCUGGGAGAACGGAACUCUGAUGGUAAGCAGGGCGGAGAGGCGACACGAGGGCCGCUACCUGUGUGAAGCGAACAACGGAGUGGGCGCGGGGCUCUCCAAGGUGGUUAGCCUCAGCGUGAAUGAGCCGCCUUGGUUCGGGGUGCGGAGUCAGCGGCAGCAGGUGGUGGUGGGCGGGGCGGUGACGCUGAGCUGUGAGGCGCAUGGUGAUAAUCCUCUCACUCUCAUGUGGACAAGAGGUGGUGCUCCCUUACCUCCUCUCCCUAGGUAUGAGGUGUCAGAUCGCAAUACAGACGGAGGACGUGUGUCAGAGCUGGUUCUUCGCUCCACCCACAUCACGGACACUGGCACCUACACCUGCACAGCCUCCAACACUCACGGCUCCCUCACCGCUGACUUCCAUCUCCUCGUGCAAGAUGUUCCUGCUUCCCCCUCUGGUUUGGCGGUGGGAGAGGAAGGGUCCCGCCACCUCACGCUCUCCUGGACGCCCCCUGAAGACUCCAACGCCCCCAUCACCGCCUACAUCAUCAGCUUUGACGCCCAACACUCCCUCAUGGUGGGCAGCGCGAGGGAGGUGACGGUGGAGGGCGACCAGAAGAAGGUGCGGCUGGAGGGCCUGCAGCCUGCCACUACCUACACGCUGACGGUGGUGGCAGAGAACAGAGUGGGCCGCAGCCAGCCUUCCCCGCCCCUCACAGCGUCCACCCACGAGGAGCCGCCAACGGGACACCCUCAGAAUGUUGUGGUGGUGCCAGUGUCCUCCACAGGGCUACAGGUCACAUGGGAGCCGCCUCCUGACAAUCUGACCCAUGGCACCAUUCUGGGUUACUACCUGGGAUUCAAGGACGACAGUGAAGGGGAGGCCGGGGCAUACAACUUCACCACAGUGGGGGGUGAUGGCGCAGGAGGAACCACCGCCACACUCUCCGGUCUGCGUCCUCAUGCCAGCUACUCAGUGGUGCUCCAGGCCUUCAAUUCCCGAGGGGCAGGGCCUGGCUCGCCGCCCACCCACGCCACCACACUACAGGACAAACCCAGCGCACCACCAGGCCAUGUCACGUGUGAAAGCGUCACCUCCACCAACCUAGUGGUCACCUGGUCACCGCCGCCACCCCGGGCACGCAAUGGCAUUAUCACCAACUACAGACUCAGCUACUCCCUUCACCCACCCCACGGCGGUGGCGAGGGAGGCAGUGUGAUGCAGGAUGGCCAGCAAGCCACCCUGGACAGCUUGACGCCCUGGACCAACUACAGUGUGACAGUGGCAGCCUUCACCAGGGCCGGCCAGGGCGUCUCCUCUCCUGCCAUCAUCUGUACCACGGAGCAGGACGUCCCAGAGGCGCCGGCCCGGGUGAAGGCGGUAGUAUCGGGGCCUCGAGGGGCGGUGGUGUCCUGGGCGCCUCCAUCACGACCCCACGGCCGCAUCACCCGCUACACCGUCCACUGGCAGCCGGCUGGGGGACGUGGGGGCCCUCACAGUCGGCGGGUGGAGCCACACCUCACCCACCUCUCCCUCCACGACCUUCCUCACACCACACACCAGGUAUGGGUGACAGCCUCCACCAGGAUGGGCGAGGGUCCUGCCAGUCCAGUGACACUCGUCAAACCCACACACACAGUCCCAGCAGGCGUGUGGUCGGUGGGCGGGAACCUAACAGCAGCCUGGAAGGAGGACAUGAGCCUGGCGUGUGGGGCGGUGGGUGUGCCGGAGCCUAGCCUGAUCUGGACCCAUCUGCGUAACGUCAUCUCGGAGAAGCAUGAGAGGUUCAAGAUACAGCCUGAUGGAACCCUGACACUGGCAGACAUACAGCGCAGUGACAGUGGCGACUAUGUGUGUACUGCCACCAACAAUCACGGUGUGGACACUGUCAUAUAUAACUUGACUGUGCUAGUGCCUCCGUCAGCGCCUUCCCUGCAUGUGACAGAGACCACCGCCUCCUCCAUAAGGGUGCAGUGGAGCGUGGAGGACACAGGCGGGGCACCACUACAGGGCGCCACUUUGCAUUACAGGUCUGAGGGAGGGGAGUGGAUGACAGAGGAGGUGGGGGGAGAGCACCAUUCCUACACAGCUACUGGUCUUCGCUGUGGCACUCUGCAUCACUUCUACCUGACCGCUCACAACUACAUAGGCACCAGCGCAGCAUCACGCACAGAGCCAGCACGCACCAAGGGCAGAGCACCAGAGGCUCCACCACAGUUCCAGUUUGUGACCACCAACAGCUCCCAGGCCACUCUGUACCUGGCACAGUGGGGCGACGGAGGCUGCCCCAUCACUCACUUCUCUGUGCAGUACCGCAUGGCUGACUCCCGACACUGGACCACAGUGGGUAGCGAGGUGCCACCAGCGAGGACCUAUGCAGUGGGGGGGCUGGAGGCGGGCAUGAGGUAUGAGAUGCGCGUUACGGCCUACAAUGCAGCAGGAGCCACACCUGAGCGCUACACCCUCACCACACCGGGGCUGGGACUGGCAGCAGGUGUGGGUGCAGGUGUAGGAGGGACAGGCUGGGGCGCUCCCUCUGCCCCUGUCUGGCGUGACCCUCGCGUCCUGGUGCCUGCUGCUGUGUCUGCUGUGGCCCUCCUCCUCACUGUCACCACUGUCUGUGUCUGCAUCAGGAAGCGGCCCCAGAGUAGUGGAGGGCAGGAGGGCGGGGGAGAGAAUGUGCCGGCGGAUGAAGACAAGUCGGCACUGCAAGCGAGGGAGGAACAACAGGGCCAGUACACCACCGUCCGCCGCCCCGCCCCCACCCCGCCCCAGCACCACCACCACCACCACCCCCACCCCGUCGACACCACCGGCGACUACAGCGAGGAGGAACUCUACCCGUACGCCACCGCCACGUUUCAGAUGAGUGGCGGCAGUCCCCCCCCGCCUGCCCCACCCUCACCGCCCACCCACGGCCACCUCCCGCAGCCCCGCGCCCAGAAAGCGUUCACUGCUCUCGUGUAUCAAGCGCCCUCACUGCACGAUGUAGACUCCCCGAACCUGAGCGAGAGGGAGAGAGAGGUGAAGAGGGGUGUGACUCGAGGCUACACUUACGAGCCCAGCGAAACAGAGGAUUAUGGGAGUGUGCUGGAGCCGACCCCCGACCCCCGCUGUCCCCCCCACCACCGCCGGCCCCCUCGCCACCUCCGGACCAGUAGGGCCACUCGCAGCGUGCGCUUCCCCUAAGGCACCACACCGCCCCUCCACCACCACCACCACCACCACUACCACAAGGCACCACAGCAGCACACUCUCCGUCUGGCUCGCCACUCAAGGAGCCCAGCAGCAACACGAAGGCUGAGCGAAGGCAGCACCUCCACCCGCGACCUGCCCAGUGACGCUGAGUGUGACCUGCAUUGGUGACAGCCCCUGCAGCACCCCUCCACCCCCGGCACACCCCAGCACACCACCCCACGCACUUCAAAGCCUCUGGGCCGCCCCCAGAUGCCUCUCCCCAAAAAUCUUCCUGGGGAUGAAUAAGAUGGAAAAAUGAUACUAAGGUGAAUGAUGGCCCCUGAAACACCCUAAUUCACCCCAAUACACCCCCCAUAGCCUCUAAAAGACCCCAGGAUGUCUCCAGAUGCCUCUCUUACACCCUCACAACCUUCCUGGGGGUGAAUGAGAGGGAAUAAUAAUACUGGGGUGAAUGAUGGCCCAUGAAACACCCUAGUUCACCCCAGUACACCACCCCAUGUCCUUCAAAACCCCCAGAUACCUCUCCCACACCCCUACAACCUUCCUGGGGGUGAAUGAAAGGGAAUAGGAUACUGGAGUGUGUGAUGCCCCUUAAAACACUCUAAUUCACCCCAGUAUACCCCCCUACCAUCUCCAAAAACACCCCAGAUGCUUCUUCCCCACCCCCACACACCUACAAUCUUCCAGGGGUGACUACAGAUGCUGGGAUGUAUUGAAGGUCAAAAAUACACCCCAACUCACCCCAGCACACACCCUACAGCACCCAAAACACCCCUAAAUGUCCUCAAAUGUCUGUACAAUGUCCUCACAGCUUCCCAUGGGUGAUUAAAGUGGUGUUAGCUUGCUGGGGUGUGAUUCAGGGUGUAGCAGGGUGGUAGGUGUGGCGGUGGUGAAAUGCUCCCAGUCUGGUGCAUCUCUUGUACUUUGCUUUGCCUUGGGUGUAAAUGUUGAGUGAUUUGGUGUUAGAAGAAAGGAGUGAAGGAAUAAGUUAUCAGAGGGACUAACUUACUAAACAAAGGGGUAAUGGAUGAAAGAAUGAUUGGUGUAGUGGAUGUGAGAGAAAAUAAGUAGAAAAAUAAGCUAUCAAAAUGGAAAUAGUUAAAAGAAUGACUUAUGUAUGUACUAGAAUUGAGAGGAAAGAAAUGGAAAAAAUAAGUUAUCAGAGGAACUAACUUACUAAACAGAAGGGAAAUGGAUGAAAGAAUGAUUGAAAUAUUGGAUGUGAGAAGAAAAUAAGCAGAAAAGUAAGUUAUCAGAAGGGAAAUAGUUAAAUAAAUUAUUGAUGUACUAGAGUUGAGAGGAAAGAAAUAGAAAAAUAAGUUAUCAGAGGAAUUAACUUAUUAAACAGAAGGAAAAUAGUUUUAAAAAUUUAUUGAAGUACUGGCUGUGAGAAAAAUGUGUAGAAAAUAAGUUAUCAGAAGAGAAAUUGUUAAAAGAAUGGUUGAAGUACUAGAUGUGAGAGGAAAUUAAUAGAAAAAUAAGUUAUGAGAGGAAGUAACUCAAUAAACAGAAAGGAGAAAUUUGAAGGAAUAAAUGAAGUACUAGAGAAACUAACUUAGAAAAAAUGGAAGAGAAAUAAAUACAGAAAUUAAUAGUCACUUUGAUGCUAGAGGAAGAGAUGAAAAGUACAAGAAGGAAUGGAUGGAAUACCAGAGGAAGAGAAACAGACACAUGAAAUUAAUGAAAUAGAUAAAAAAAAAAAAAAAAGAUAAAAAAUAUAAAAACAUCACUGCUUUGAAACUUUAAGACUUGACGUGUUAAAAUACACCAAAAUAAAAGAAUAUAUGUAAAAAUGUUGCUCUGAAAGAAGUUUUAACAAUAUAUACAUACAUAUAUGCAUACAUACAACCAUGAAUAGACUGUAUACAUAACUCUCUACUAUAUAUACACACAUACAUACAUAACCAGUGUGAUCUGCUGCUACCUUUCCAAUACAAUUAUCUCAAUCAACUCUGGUGUGUGAAAUAAUAAUGCUAAUAAUGAUAGUAAUAAUCUGUGUUUUCAGCGAUUCAUUUCACUCUUGUUUCUAAUUGUGAUUUGAAUUUUGACACCACUACCCACUCCAGCCCCACUCCAACCCCACCCAGAUCCACCUUAAAUACUCCAAACUUAUUCCAAACCCACCUAGAUGCAUCCAAACUCACUUUCAAGCAUUCCAAACCCAUCUUAAACACUCCAAACCCAUCUAAAUUCAGUUUUAAACAUUGCAGACCCACUCAGACCCACCUUAAGCAUUUCAAACUCGCCAAAACCCACUUUUAAGUAUUCUAAACCUACUCAAACUCACUCUAAACACUCCAAACCUACCCAAACACACUUUCAAACAUUCCAAACCCAUCCAAACUAAUUUUUAAGCACUCCAACUCCACCCAAACCCACCUUUAAGCACUUCAAACUCACCCAAACCUACCUUUAAACAUUUCAACCCCACCCUACAUUGUCAUUCCCUUAACACUAAACACUUUUUCAAAUGCAUUAGUUUAUUUUCUCUUCCUUUUGUAUUGGUCAAAGUGGAGAAAGUUGCCAAUUGUUAAUGUUACUUUGUUUUGUUGUUGUUGUUGUUGUUUUUGUUAUUGUUGUUUUUUUUUCUAAGUUGAGGUAUAGAUGUUCCUGUGUGUGCCAUGUGUGUGUGUGGUGACAACUGUUCAUUAUAGUGUUCCAGUUGUAAUUCCAUCGUCAAUUCUUGCUACUCCUGCUCUCAUUCCUGUCUCCCUUUUCCUUCUCCUUCCCUUCCCUCACCCUGUCACCCUGUCACUCUCUUUUCUUUCCUUCUUACUCAUUCUUGUCCCCUUUCCUAAUCCUGUUAUUCACUUUUUUCCUCCCUCCUUCCUGUCUCUCUUUCUCUCUCCUUUCCUCACCCUGUCAUUCUCUUUUCCUCACUCCUGUCUCCAUUUCUUUCUUCUUUCUCACCCAGUCACCCUGUCACUCUAUUUUCCUCCCUCCUUCCUCAUUCCUGUCUCCAUUUCUUUCUCCUUUCUCACCCAGUCACCCUGUCACUCUAUUUUCCUCCUUCCUUCCUCAUUCCUUUCUCCUUUUUCUUCCCCUUUCCUCACCCUGUCACUUGAUCUCCUUCCCUCCUCCCCUCUUUCUUCCAUUCACCCUGUCAUUGUUUCUCUAUCCUCUUUCUUUUGUUUAUCUAGAUUUAUGUACUCCUUUCCCUUCUUCUCCUUUUGCAUUUUUGUUUUAGUCUUUUCACUUCCUAUUUUUCCUUCAUUUUUUGUCUCUAUUCUCUCCUCCUCUUCUUCCUGUUCUUUCUAUCAUAUUAUGUACCUUUUCCCUUCUUUUAUUGUAUUUUUGUCUUAUCCAUCCUUUCUUUUUCUUAUUCUUCUCUCUCUCUUUCUGUCUCUCUCCUCUCCACCACCUCUUCCUGUCCUUCCUACUAUUCUGCCUCCUCUUUCUGUGUUAUGGCAUUAUCUUCUGUUUAAAAGGUAUUAUAUUUGUGACUACCUAUCGUAUCUGUUGUGUGGGGAAGUGACAAGCUAGUCUUUACCUCCCCUCACUUCUAUAUAACCUUCCUCAUUACUCCCUCAUUUCUCUAACAUUCAUUCAGAUCAGGUUGACAUUUAUACUCCUCCUUCUCCUCCUGGUAAGUCACUCUCCAAUCUGCAACAUUUUAUUGGCUGUUGUGAUGGUGAAGCUCCUCCCCUUCCACUCCCCUGAGGCACAUGAUUGGCCAAUGCUGAGGGAGAGGAUGCAUGUGAUUGGGGGAGCUGCAUCGAGUUUAUAUGCAAUGGUAUUAUGGAAGUGUUAGUCAAUGGGUGUCUUUAUAGUGAUUCCAAGAGCACCUGGUGACAAAAUGUUCAGUACCCUGGUCCUACAAGCUGAUCUUUUGACUUUUUCCUGUGGUUUGGUCUCUCAGGCACUGUGGCAUCUCAUCUCACUCUUUUCACAGGCUGUAGUGGAGGUUAGCUGGGUUUUGUGGUUCUGUGGUAGUGUUUCCCUCUCUUCACAGGUUGUAGUGGUGAGCUGAGUUUCCUAGGCUGUUUUUUUGGUUCUGUGAUAGUGCUGUCCUUUCUUCACAAGCUGUAAUGGUAAGCUGGGUUUUCAAGGGUGUUCUGUGGUUCUGUGUUAGCUCUACCCUCUCUUCACAGGCUGCAGUGGAGGUGAGCUGGGUUUUCAAGGGUAGUCUGUGGUUCUUGUGAGAGUUUAAAGAAAUGUGCUUGAAAUCUUGACUCCUCAUCCCUGUGGUCUGUGAAGGAAGUGUAGAUGAGAAGAGGAAAGUGUGUAAUAAUGUGUAAUGUGGAAUGGAAGGUCAAAAGGUCAGCCAAUGAUGAAUACCGACUCACCUCUCCUUUGAAAUCGAUCGCUUUUUCUGUGAUACAGUUGCCAAAAAAAAAAAAUUAUUAUUAUCUGUUAUCAUUAUGGAAUUACUGUUGGUAGGAUAUGCAUCUCUGGUUAAGGUGAUUUUGUGAAAUACAAUACACACACACACACACACACACACACACACACACACACAAACACACAAACACACAUACAUACAACAAAAACAUUGCUCUCAAUAAUACUUAAGGCUUGGAUAUUAUGACAGUAUUAAAAAUUUCACUUGUAAUACUAAAAAAAA